Scylla paramamosain (green mud crab) is the source of this 2487-nucleotide messenger RNA. RefSeq lists its product as uncharacterized. Bases 471 to 1442 code for a protein of 323 amino acids. The record is from RefSeq and is a predicted model, not a curated record. Gene Ontology annotation, molecular function: ATP binding; valine-tRNA ligase activity. Gene Ontology annotation, biological process: valyl-tRNA aminoacylation. The transcript has 6 exons. Lineage: Eukaryota; Metazoa; Arthropoda; Malacostraca; Decapoda; Portunidae. Gene Ontology annotation, cellular component: cytosol.
UAGUAGUAGUAGUAGUAAUAGUAAUAUUGUAUCACGGUAUUUUAUAAUAGAGCCUCAACUUAUACUAGUCUUGCCUGAAAAUCUCUCGUUUUCUAUCAUUCUCCCAUCCUGCAGGCCUGAGCCCAGACCGAGACCCAGAGAAAUGUAAACAAACGCAGAGUCAGACAUGAUAUACGGGUGAAUUUGUUGCUUUUUAGAGCGGCAAUGGAUCUGUACAUGAGUGAGGUGGCGAGGGGCGUGGCCAGGGGGCGGCUAGCAGCGUGUGCCACCAGGGAAAUGUGUAUGAACAUAAAAAAGGCGCCUGUCAAGAAAGGUUCGUUCGGUGCAAGGAGUUGGCACAGGAGGCGUCUGAGGCUGUGCAGAGCGGCCGUCUGAACCUGGUGCCACAGCUGCACAGGAGGGCAUGGCAUAGCUGGCUGGACAACAUCACAGACUGGUGUGUCUCCCAGCAACUCUGGUGGGGCCACAGAAUGCCAGUGUACCACAUCACUGCAGCAGACGGCGGGGAGGUGCGGGUGGCAGCUGCUCGGAGGAAGAUGCAAGGCGGAAGGCUGUGGAGAAGGAAGACUGUGCUGCUGCAUGGCCUCCUGUGUGAUGGUGGCGGCCACAAGACAUCCAAGUCCUGGGGCAAUGUGAUAAACCCCCUGGAUGUGAUCAGUGGGGCGUCCCUGGAGGUACUGUGUGAGAGGAUGGAGGGGAGCCUGAAUACAGAAGAGGUACUCACUGGUAUCAGGAGGAACUUCCCCACAGGCAUCCCAGAGUGUGGAGCUGAUGCCCUUUGGUUCACCCUGUGCUCCACCAACUUCAAUACUGCACACCCCGUCCUGCAGCCUCAAGGCACUCAUCUCUCCUUUUCCAGUCAUGGGUGCCUUGCCUCCUCCUUGCAACACCACCACCACCACCACCACUGCUGCCAUCACCUACGAGGGGGAGAGACUGUGAUGUGGCUGCGGGUGGCUAGCAUGGAAGUUGGAGAGAGGCAGCAAGCUCUGCUGUGCCCUAGGUGUAAGCGUUGGCAACACAGGACAUGUGGAAGUGGGGUGAGCCAGGCAGAAUAUAGACAGGCCAUUAGAGAAGGAAGAGAGGUAGACUGGAUGUGCAUAUUUUGUAUGUCACCACUGCCUUCACCGUCUUCACCACUCGACCUGGCUGCUUCACCGUCUUCACCACUCGACCUGGCUGCUUCACCGUCUUCACCACUCGACCUACCUGCUUCACCGUCUUCACCACUCGACCUGGCUGCUUCACCGUCUUCACCACCCGUGCCUACAUCACUUGUUUCUUCUCUGUAUGAUUCCUCUGAUGACGAUUUGCCCAACCUAAACCAAAGAGAGGUCCUCCAUGAGUCUAUCCUCUCUGAUACAGCCCCAGUUGCAGCUGUGUCUCAGGAAGUUCCUGUAACCUACGCCAAGGGCAAGAGCAAGCGAGGGGAAGGGAAGUGAAGGCACAUUGUCAAGGUACCAAAGAAAAAAAUAUAAACGCAUGCAUGGUAGAUUAUUUGAUGCGUGGGAAGAAUACAUGAGAACCUCGACAAGGGACAUAGAACUGGCAAAGAUGCUUUUGCGCAAAUGUGCGGGAAUAUACUGCCCAUUCUAAUGUGUGGACGGCAUGAAUACAUGUAUUUUAUUCAUUCUUUUCUUAAUGUUUUAAUGUUUUUAAUGUUUUUAAUGUUUUUAAUGUUUUUAAUGUUUUAAUGCUAUUUUAUUUUCCAUGAACAUAAUAAUAUAUACAUGUAUCCACCAGUAAAAUACGGUAUGGUUUAAGAGUACGUAGUCUAGGACGGUUCGCCUCAGUCCCGCUAGUUCAUUGGGCGAGUUCGCAGUGGCGAGGCGAAGUGUCAUUUGCUGCGAAACGUCUUGCUCCCAGCCUUCCAGCGGUGUGUGGCAUUCUGGCAGGGCAGGUUAAGGUGUCUGAAUGGCCUUCCUGUCUUGGGUCACGAUUUCCAACACAUCAUUGUGUUCAAGUACAACAAUGCCAUAAUGCAGUGUGAGGCCAUACUCUGCAGAGUGGCUUGUAUUUGCACAGGUGAAGUAGGACAGGUCUGAAGAAGCGAUACACGGGAUAGAACGUUCUCUUAACAUGGCGGAAUCUGUGCAGUGGGGCAAGGGACCUCGCUCUCACCCCUGUGAAUGACCUGUGACCUGGAGAGCUGCUAGACCUGCUCCCUGCAUCGCAGUUCCCCCUUGCUCCAUAACCGCUGAUAAUAGACCAUAUUUCAUUAUAUUAUGAUACUUGUAGUUUGUCUAGACAGAAUAUAGGAUAAUAUAUAGGGAUACUUAAGAGAUGGAACGCACCCAAAACGCGGAAAUAGUGUGAAAAUAUGUACGUACGUAUGUAAAACGUAUGUACAAUAUCAUGCUGCAAGUUUAACUAGCCAUACUAGCCAGCAUCAGGUAUCAUUUUGACCCGGAAUGUCUUAACCAGGCUGCGGCAUAUUACAAUAUGCCUGUUCUUUAAAUGUAACAACUAUUAAACAAGAAUAACCAA